GGCCAGCAUCAACAAGAACGAGCUGUAACAAGUGGCUCAGUUUCAGUUUGGUGCGGUGAAUGGUCGACGCUACACGUCUGUGCACAUAGUGUGUAGCUAAGUGGUGGAACGUCAAGAUGCCUUCAAUAGUGUCGGUGGUUCUGCAGUUGCUGCUAAUUGUUUCUACGGUGUAUGGAUAUAGUAUUGUUCGUGAUCAAGAUGAGAUUGAUGGAGUGCUGAACCUCAGUGACGUUGAUCAAACACUAGCAGAGGAAGAUAGCGGAGUGGCUGGCAGGAGCACUCCGAAAGAACAUCGAGCGUCGUUUGCCUAUCGGAAGCAACAACGCCAAAGCAAGCAACUCGAUCUAAAUGAACUUUCACGCAAACGACGUGCAACGGCAGGAACGACCAACGCCUCUUCCAAGGGCAAGGAAUGCCGCACUCGGGCCGGCGAAAAAGGACACUGUACGCGCUAUCAAAACUGCAAAGGGCCCGAGCUGAAGGACAACGUAUGGUCCAUCCUGCAGCAUCUGUGCAUCAUGGAGAACAUCGCGGUUGGUAUCUGCUGUCCGGAUGUGGUGCUGGAUGGCAACGGGCCCGAGUUCUCCGUCCGCUUACCGGCUACAGCCGAUUCGUACGAUGACGUCGAUGGGCUCGGUGAUGGACCGAUGGCGCGGGACGCGAUCGUUCGACCGGAAGAGCGUGGCUGUGGACUAUCGACAAAACAGCUGUCAAAGAUAGCCGGUGGACGACCGGCCGAUUCCAACGAGUGGCCCUGGAUGGUGGCACUCGUCAUGUCACGGGCUUCGUUCUGUGGCGGUGUGCUCAUCACGGAUCGUCACGUCCUCACGGCGGCCCACUGCGUGAUGAACCUGAAGCUGAACCAGUUUAUCGUACGACUCGGCGAGUACGACUUCAAGCAGUUUAACGAAACGCGCUACCGCGACUUCCGUGUGGCGGAGAUCCGCGCUCACGCCGACUUUGACCAGAUCAGCUACGAGAAUGAUAUCGCGAUGCUGAAGCUGAUACAACCAUCGUUCUUUAACUCGUACAUCUGGCCCAUCUGCAUGCCACCGCUCGAUGACAGCUGGAACGGGUAUCAGGCUGUCGUGACCGGCUGGGGUACGCAGUUCUUCGGCGGCCCGCAUUCACCCAUCCUGAUGGAGGUGAAGAUCCCGAUUUGGUCCAACCAGGAAUGUCAGGAGGUGUACGUGAACCGUAUCUACAAUACGACUCUGUGCGCGGGCGAGUACGAGGGAGGAAAGGACUCGUGCCAGGGUGAUAGUGGUGGACCGUUGAUGAUACAGCUGCCCAAUCGACGGUGGGCCGUGGUUGGUAUCGUAUCAUGGGGUAUUCGAUGCGGUGAAGCCAACCAUCCUGGUAUCUACACGCGGGUCAGCUCGUACGUACGAUGGAUCAUCGAAAAUGCUGUGUUCUAAAGGUCAAGUGGAAGAGCUUGGAGCUAUCUUGCUAAUUUCCUUGUUUCUAUCAAAUCAUUUGAUUAUUAACGAAUCGAAAUUCAUUUAAAGAAAAAUAUGUUAAUAAAUCUGUCAGAUGUGAUGAUUCGUA
Molecule: messenger RNA, 1548 nt
Organism: Anopheles stephensi (Asian malaria mosquito)
Lineage: Eukaryota; Metazoa; Arthropoda; Insecta; Diptera; Culicidae
Product: venom protease-like
Exons: 2
Coding region: 117-1418 (433 amino acids)
Biological process (GO): proteolysis
Molecular function (GO): serine-type endopeptidase activity
Source: RefSeq, a predicted model, not a curated record